Molecule: messenger RNA, 1644 nt
Organism: Emericellopsis cladophorae
Lineage: Eukaryota; Fungi; Ascomycota; Sordariomycetes; Hypocreales; Bionectriaceae
Exons: 1
Coding region: 1-1644 (547 amino acids)
Source: RefSeq, a predicted model, not a curated record
AUGCCUUUCAUCAAGGGUCCAAUCUCGCUGCAGGGCCGCAGCUCACACAUUGUCCUCACGCUCGUCCUCAUCGUGCUCUUCCUCCACACGAUCCGCAUUGUCAACCAGCCAAAAACUCCCAGCGCCUUGCUACGCGAUGCAGAGAUACUACCAGAGGGCAGCACAUCGCCCGAGGAGCUCUACUUGCAGCGAUUGAGCAAGGAUCUCGGUCUUACGAGUGAGCUCUCAUGGCGCGCAUGGCGCAUUGUUCCAAGCGAGCAGUCAGAAGACUGGCCCUCCGUCACAGAGGUCAACCUAAAAUUUGAAGCCGUGCAGCCAAAGCUCGUCGACACUAGCGCGCCCGACCGCCUGGACUUGUACGCCAAAAAGCGCAUGGAGCUGCCCGUGCCCGCGAGCCCCUUGCUGGGUCGCGUAGACGCGUCGGAUUUUUUAUUCGGUGUUUCGACGACGUAUGCGCGCAUCAAGGAUCGCGACUUUGCCAUGAUCAAGGCCUGGUCCCGCUGGCUCACCGAUGGUCACCACCACAGCAACGGCGCGAGUCUGGUGGUUGUCCUGAACCAGGCGCGUAACGAUGAAUUGGAGGAGAUUGACAUGACGCUGCAGGCCACGGGCAUCGAUGCCUGGGUCACGACGACAGAGGAACCCAUGAGCAUGGCCAGGCGAUACUUUGAGCUUUCACGCAUUCUCAAGACAUUUGCGGCAAACUUGGCCGCCAAUGGCCAGGACAAGAGGUGGUUCGGACUAGUGGAGGACGAUGUAUUCUUCCCGAGCUUGUCGCACCUACGGGACCGACUCUUCUCCUACAACACCGAUGGCCAGCAUUACAUUGGUCUACCCAGCGAGCGACUAGACUGGGAGGCAAGCGACGACGACCAAGGGCUCAGGACGUAUGGAGGUGGCGCCGUGCUCCUGACAAGGCAGUCCAUCUCCGUGGUGCCUACGCUGCCCUGCUUCGAAUCGCGCGCCACCGGGCCGGCUUUCAGAGCGAAGCGAUGGGACCAGCUUCUACAUGACUGCCUCAUGCUCCAUUCCGAGAUCGACAUGCAUGUUCUGCCCGGAUUCUACAACCCAAAGGACGACACAUACGACCGGCAGCUGGACAGCUAUGAGACGGGCCAGAAGCCGCUCCUCCUGCGUCGCUACGCCCAGCGACACCUUCUCAACAUCAACAAGGCACACCUGGUCACGAAUGUGUGUGGCGAGUCGUGUUUCAUGCAGAGGUACCUAUUCGACGACAAAUGGGUUCUCGUCAACGGUAUCUCCAUUUCUCACUAUCCCGAUGGCGUCAAAGUGAGCCGUCCCCUGCCGCCAGGUUCGCCCGACGCCCCAGCGGCAUCGCCUGGCAAGCGUGACGAGGAACCAUCGCCAGACACACCUACCGAGGACGCACCAACACCAGCAGAGUCGGGUGCGGUUCCAGUCCCGGAGCGGGUGGUCAUUGAUGACGAGCUCGAAGGUAUCGACAAAGCCUCCCUCAGUUGGACGGGGAGGAAGAACAUGUGGCGCCUCGUGGACUCGGCCAUGAGUAAGGAUCGUGCCGUGUGGCAGGCCUAUGUGAAGAGAGCAGAUAAGAGGGAUCCGGAAAGCGACCAACGAGAUUCCGUGAUUGUACUGAUUUGGGAGCACGGGAAGAUGAAUGCUUGA